Messenger RNA from Colossoma macropomum (tambaqui), 3463 nucleotides. RefSeq names its product fibronectin leucine rich transmembrane 3 (gene flrt3). The record is from RefSeq and is a predicted model, not a curated record. Bases 330 to 2279 code for a protein of 649 amino acids. Gene Ontology annotation, molecular function: protein binding. The transcript is spliced from 2 exons. NCBI's taxonomy places the organism in Eukaryota, Metazoa, Chordata, Actinopteri, Characiformes, Serrasalmidae.
GCAUGCCUGCUCUGGAGCACUGCGCUUGAGGCCCAAGUCAAACUGGAGCCGCUUCUUUCUUUAUAGGUUUAUCUGCCACAAAUCCUUUGAUGGCAUGAACUGUUGGACACUGUGCUACAAGGCAGGAGGUCAGCAGUACAAACAAGGAUCAGUUCGGCAAAUACCAAUUGGGUCAGGAUAUAACCAAAGAGACUCCGACGGCUUCAAGAAAAAAUUUGAGACAGCAAAAAGAAAGAGGAGCUUAAAGCAUCAUUGGAUUUCUGGGUGGAAGCAGAGGAUUUACUGGCUCUUCUAAAUUAGGGGGGACAACCAAACAGAGGACAUUAACAAUGGCAUGCCAAUACAAGUCUUUCUUCGUCUUCUUCGUCAGAGCUGGGCUUCUCCUGGGCCUAGCCAAUCCGCUAGUGACCUCAGCUUCCUGUCCAUCACAGUGCCGCUGUGAUGGGACUUUCAUCUACUGCAAUGACCGGGAGCUGACUUCCAUCCCUUCAGGCAUCCCAGAGGAUGCCACAGUUCUCUUCCUGCAGAACAACCGAAUUAAGAGCGCAGGCAUUCCUGCUGAUCUGCGGAGGCUCAACAGCGUGGAAAAGAUCUACCUGUACUGCAACAACUUGGAUGAGUUUCCCACCAAUCUUCCUCUGAAUGUCAAGGAACUCCAUCUGCAGGAGAACAACAUCCGGACUAUCACUCACGCGUCUUUGGCGCAGAUUCCUUUCAUUGAGGAAUUACACCUGGACGACAACUCGGUGUCGGCUGUCAGCAUUGAGGAGGGAGCGUUCCGGGACAGCAACCAUUUGAGGUUGCUCUUCCUUUCACGCAAUCACCUGAGCACCAUCCCCGCAGGUCUGCCCAUGACCAUUGAGGAGCUUCGUUUCGAUGACAACCGCAUCUCCUCCAUUUCUGAGGUGUCCCUGCAAGAUCUUAUAAACCUGAAACGCCUAGUGCUGGACGGCAACCUCCUGAAUAACAGGGGCAUCGGGGAAAUGGCCUUUGUGAAUUUGAUCAACUUGACUGAGCUCUCACUGGUGCGGAACUCCCUUACAUCCCCACCUGCCAACUUGCCAGGCAACAGCCUUGAGAAGUUACAGCUCCAGGACAACCACAUAGACCGGGUGCCAGCAGGUGCUUUUGCUUUCCUGCGACAGCUGUACCGCCUGGAUCUGUCAGGCAACAAAUUGACCAGUCUGCCUAUGGGGGUCUUUGAUGACCUAGAUAACCUGACCCAGCUGCUGCUGCGCAACAACCCAUGGUACUGCAACUGCAGAAUGAAGUGGGUGCGUGACUGGCUGCGCUCAUUGCCAGGUAAGGUCAAUGUGCGUGGCUUCAUGUGCCAAGGCCCUGAUAAGGUCAAAGGGAUGGCCAUCAAGGAUCUAUCUACAGAGCUCUUUGACUGCUCUGAAACAGAGGUCUCGCCCACAUAUGAAACCAGCACAGUCUCCAACACACUGCCACCUUCUCGACCUCAGUGGCCUCUGUAUGUGACUAAAAGACCAGUGAUUAAGGGUCCAGAUUUUGGUAAAAACUACCGCAGCACUACGCCACCGAGUCGUAAGAUUAUCACAAUCAGUGUGAAAUCCAGUAGUCCAGAUACUGUGCACAUAUCCUGGAGAGUAUCUCAGCCCAUGACCGCCCUGCGCCUCAGCUGGUUGAAGCUGGGGCACAGCCCUGCAUUUGGAUCCAUCACGGAGACCAUUGUACAAGGGGACAGAACGGAGUACCUGCUUACAGCUCUGGAGCCUGAGUCCUCCUAUCGGAUAUGCAUGGUUCCUAUGGAGACCAGCAAUAUUUACCUGUCAGAUGAGACGCCCGUUUGCAUAGAGACGGAAACCGGCUCCCUAAAAGCAUACAACCCCACUACAACCUUGAACAGGGAGCAAGAGAAGGAGCCGUACAAAAAUUCAAGUUUGCCUUUAGCUGCUAUUAUUGGAGGGGCCGUAGCACUCUUGGCCAUAAUAAUGCUGGCGCUGGUGUGCUGGUACGUCCACAGGAAUGGUUCUUUAUUUUCCAGGAAUUGCACGUACAAUAAAGGGCGCAGGAGGAAGGAUGACUACGCUGAGGCCGGAACAAAGAAGGACAAUUCCAUCUUGGAGAUUAGAGAGGCUUCUUUUCAAAUGAUACCCAUAAAUCACAUGCCCAUGUCCAAGGAAGAGUUUGUAAUACACACAAUUUUCCCACCUAAUGGUUUAAACCUUUACAAGAGCCCACACAGUGAAAACAGUAUCAACAACAGAAGCUACAGAGACAGUGGAAUACCAGACUCGGACCACUCCCAUUCAUGAUAGUGUGUGGAGGUUUAAAAGACAUUUUGUUACGAAUGACUGACUCCAGGACUGGCCGGUCUUUUACAAAACACUGGAUUGAAAAGACUGAGAAAGCAAUGUUCUGUACAUUUGCCAUAUAAUUUAUAUUUAAGGACAGUUUAUUAAAAGAAAAAAAAAGGCUAAAAUUGCAGGCCAUCACUGAGCCUUCAGUGUGUGCUGUCAACAACUGCAAUUCUAUAUUUUAGAGGUUUGUAGUAAUUUGUACUGUACAUCCUUUGCUUAAGGUUUCAGACCAAUUAAAAUCUUUGUGCUCUACUGAGAUAUGACUUGUCAACUGUGAAAGUGGGUUUUCAUUGCUGUGUUGAACAAUCAGAUUUUAGAGAACCUUGUAGAAUAAGCACAGGUCAUAGUUUUCACUACGUGACUCUCAGUUAAAAAGAUAAAAGGCAAAAAUGCGGCCAACGGGAAUAUAGGGCACAGCUGAUUAAAUGGGUAGAAGACAGCAGGAAUAGGUGUGUUGCGGUAUCGCAAAACCUCGAGAGUUCGUUAGAAAUCUUAGUUGACAUUUCUACAGUGUUGCCAGGCAUUAAGUCUCCACUAUGCUUGGAUUGUGGAGAUAAACUGCUUUCUUUUGUUCCUGGGAGAAGUAGCAACAUAGCACAGAGCCCAGCAUGCUGUUCCUUUGUUGGGUAAGCUUGUCCGGCAUAGGACCAACAAAGCACAGAGAUAACGAGAGGUUGUUACUUAGUGACACUAGAAGAGACAGGCCAACAACCCAAUCUCACUUGCUCCAGUCGAUAGGGAGAAACCGCAGAGGUGAUAUCUCUCAGUAGUGAACCAAUUGUGAGUGUAAAUGUUGCACUUGAAAAUAAGUAUAAGCUGGGCAUAAAUAAGAUGGGUUCAUUUUCUACUUGGAAGACGAAGUGUCAACUAUUUUUGUUCAUAUUAUAAUUAUUAUCUGUAUUUUUUUUUCCCCAGAGUUCAAGCCACUUUUACGUUGCCACAACUGAAAGUUAAUUGUUCUUUACAACUGAAGACCAAAGUGCAUAUACGCCCUUUGGCCAGUCUUGUAUGUGCCUUGAUCCAAUGCUUAUUGUAUUUAGCUUUUUAAAAGAAUAAACCAGUGACUUAACUUUUUUCAUACACACUUGAAUAUGAUAAACUAUUGGUCAUAUUGCAAAAUAAAAGUGGAUAAAACCAAA